Argiope bruennichi is the source of this 2306-nucleotide messenger RNA. Its product is annotated as pancreatic triacylglycerol lipase-like. The coding region runs from base 63 to 1172 and encodes 369 amino acids. The record is from RefSeq and is a predicted model, not a curated record. Gene Ontology annotation, molecular function: lipase activity. NCBI's taxonomy places the organism in Eukaryota, Metazoa, Arthropoda, Arachnida, Araneae, Araneidae. The transcript is spliced from 7 exons.
CGUGCUUAAAAUACUUUGUCUACACUGAGGAUCUGCAGUGCAGGAGCAUUCAAUUCAGAAAUAUGAAAAUUACUUUUAAUUUAGCACUUGUAUUGGCAGUAUUCAGCAUAUUUGUUAUUAAGACAGAUGCCUUUUUGGAUCUGCUCUCAUUUGGAAUGCAACUGGUAUUUGAUGGAAUGAGGAAGAGUUCAAUCCAGAAGCGAAUUCCGCCGUCAAACAGAGAUGAUUCUAUCCAGUACCUUCUAUACACUCCAAGCAACAGGAAUGAGCCCUGUCUCAUACAGCCGAAUCCCGAACAGUUUGACAGGUGUGCCUUUAAUGCAAAUUACGAGACUAAGUUUUUGAUUCAUGGAUUUAUUGUACAACUGAUUCCUGGAAAUUUGAUUAAUAUUAUGAAGGAUGCCCUACUGGAGCAUGAUAACUAUAACGUUAUCGUGGUCAACUGGACAACUUACGGUGUUAUGCCUUUCCGUAAUGCUUUUAAAAACUCUCAAGUGGUUGGGGAGAAAGUGGGAGAAAUGAUGACAUUUAUUCAGAGCCAUGCAAAAGUAUCUCCAAAAACUUUUCAUUGCAUAGGUCACAGUUUAGCUUUUAAUUUAUGUAGCAUAGCAGGACGACAUGUUCAUACAUUAGGAAGAAUAACAGGAUUGGAUCCAGAAGGGAUGUCAUUGCGCUGGCAAUAUAUCUCUAAUAUAAGCUCUGAUCCUACUGAUGCUGAUUUCGUGGAUGUAAUCCAUACCAGCAGUACAGAUAAGGGUGGUGGCCUUGGAUUAGAAGAGGCAGUUGGUCAUUUCGACUUCUAUCCUAAUGGUGGUGUGCAGCAAACCCCAUGUGAUUAUGGAAAUACAUAUAAAAUAACUUCCGGAAAAGAAUUCAGAGUUCGAACGGUUGUGGACAAAAUCAUAUGCAGUCACCAUGCCGGGAUUUAUUAUUUCACUCACUCUAUCACUGAUAGAUGCAAAUUCACCGCCAAUGCGUGCCAAAGCUACUUAGAUUUCCAAGAAGGUCGGUGUUCGUCCGGUACCACCACACAAAUGGGAUUUCAUGCCAAGAAGAUACCUGGGAUUCUGCCCAAGACCAAAUUCUAUCUAAACACUCUGGGACAUCCACCUUAUUGGGAAGAAGAAGAACUUGGGUUGAACGAUAUACCGGAUGAUUCAAAAGUUUGUUAACAUUUGAAAAUCCAAUAAUUUGCUGAAUAAUGUAGGUAGAGAGGUAAAAAUUGACACACAUGCUUGAAAUGAUAAAGGGUUUUAUUGAAAUCAGAAGGAGUGUCAAAAAGGACCAAGAGAUGCCUUGGACAGCAAAAAGUCAAUGACGCCACAUAAAAUGAACUUGAGCGAGCGAGAGAGAAGGACAUGAAACCUCAAUCCUUCCAUGUUGACUUUGUCAGAAACGGCAUUGUUAAUGAAGCUGUACAAUCAGAAUGGAAAAUCUGCUUCUGCAGCGUUAAGAUGCUAUCGCUAUAAGAAGGGUAUUCGAACAGGUAAAGAUUACGUGAUAAGUGUAACUAUGAAGAAAAUGAUUUAAAAGUUCGAAAUUACGGGUGUUAAGAUAAUCAGCCCCGGAGUGGAUAUGACGUAAUGGGUUAUAGGUGAAUCACGGCCGUAUGUUGAACAUUUGUUCUAAGGAACAUUGAUGAAAGUCAGUUGCUAUGUUAAUAACUGCUUUUGUUGCCAUAUGAGGCGCCAUCUAUUGGCCAUUUUCUGCGCUUUUGUGGAGAGGGAGUUUUUCAUAAAACCCACGUCAUUUCAAUCAUGUGUACCAAUUUUUACAUCUCUACCUAUACUUUUCCGUAAAUUAUGGAAUUUUUAAAUGUUAACGGACUUGAAUCACCCGGUACUUAAUACAUGAGAAAUUCUAUUAAAUAUCAUUAUAUUAAUCUAUAAAGAACUGGAGCUGGCUACAAGUUGUACAGAAAGAAUAUAAAAAUGAUUUUAUAUCCUUUUAUAAUUUCGAUGUCCUUCCUGCAAAUAAAGAAUUAGCUGGAAAUUUAAAUAUCUGAUUCUUAGUUCAAAUGGAUCAACUGACAAAUUUUGUUGAUGCAAUAAGGAUCGUUUCUAUAACGCAAAAGAGAACACAAUAUUCAAUUAAAUGAAUUAAAAAGAAAAAUUGCUAAAAACUAAUGAAAUCUAAUAUAUUUUGAUUACUGAAACAUUUUGACUUUUUAUAAUAUAACAAUACGAGAUGCGAAGUUAGAAUGCCAUUAAUAAAAAUAAUUCAAAAUAAAAUUGAUUUAUAAAGACAACAACUUUUAUUUAGAUUGUUGGAUAGGUAUGUUAUAUAAGCCCAUAAUGAGAACUAAA